UCUCAAGACCCUCACAAUUCACAAACAUCAAAAAAAACAUGCCAAUGUCUUCCACAUCCACCCCUGAAUCACUUGCUCACAUCCAAUCAAGAAGAAUUCUCCUUGACAUUAACCUUUUAGCCCCUGCAAUUCCUCCGUCCAGGGAAGAUGAUAUUGACACAAAUAUUAUCAUUGUCCUCUCUGUCCUUGUAUGUGCAGUAAUUUGCUCUCUAGGAUUCUUUUGUGUGAUCAAGUGUGCAUUACAAUGCUCUACUUUAAUGAGAUCUGCUGCUGGGUCUGGCGCUGACCAGUCAAGUAAGUCAGCAAAUACAGGAGUGAAGCAGAAAACACUGAAGUCUUUCCAAGUAGUGAAAUACACAGACAAGUUGAUGCUGCCAGGCUUGGACAAGUCAUGUGCUAUAUGCUUGUCCGAGUUUGCAGUUGGGGACAGUCUCAGGGUUCUUCCCAAGUGCAACCAUGGAUUCCAUAUUUGUUGCAUCGACAAAUGGCUCAGAUCAAGUUCCUCGUGCCCUACUUGCAGGCACUGCCUGACCAAACCAAGUCAGAAGAUUGUUCACUGUGACGAGGCUUCUCCUCCUGGGCAAGGAAGCACAGCGGUUAAUCAAGUUAGCACAUAUGCAUAAUUUAGAAUAGCGUAGGCAGGUAUUAGUAUCAAUAUAACUAUGGUAAAGUCUGCGAGAAAAUGUUGCAGUAGCUUCUUGUAUAAAAUUCCUGUAACGUU
Molecule: messenger RNA, 721 nt
Organism: Rubroshorea leprosula
Lineage: Eukaryota; Viridiplantae; Streptophyta; Magnoliopsida; Malvales; Dipterocarpaceae
Source: the annotation of a GenBank genome assembly